UAAUUAAAUGUCCUGUCAGACAUCCCUAUAAAUGUACAGCCAGUCUUCUGUAAUGGACUGCCAUAGCCAUAGUGCAUGAGACACUGAACUAACCAUCACAUGAAAAGCAAACUUUGAUUCUCCUCACUGACACACUAAAGGCAAAAUGAAGCACGGUCGUGUUACGGAACUUCCAGAGGACUUCUGGAUCCCCAUCCCUCUGGAUACGGACAACAUCACAGCUUUCAGCCCCUUCCUGAUCCCCCAGGACCAUCUAGCAAGCUCAAGUACCUACUAUGCAAUGGCCGUGUACAUGUUAUUUUUAUUUUUUGCGGGCACCGGCAUCAAUGCGCUUACAGUCGCAUGCACCAUCCAAAACAAGAAGCUGCGGUCCCACCUCAACUACAUCCUGGUGAACUUGGCCGUGGCAAACCUUCUUGUGUCCUGUGUGGGCUCCUUCACUGCCUUCUGCUCCUUUGCAUCGAGAUAUUUUAUCUUUGGAGCACUAGCAUGCAAGAUUGAAGGUUUUGUGGCAACGCUUGGUGGUAUGGUAAGCCUGUGGUCUCUUGCUGUGAUAGCGUUUGAAAGAUGGCUGGUCAUCUGCAAACCACUUGGUAACUUUAUUUUCAAGCCUGAUCAUGCCAUAGCUUGCUGUGCAUUCACCUGGGUGUUUGCACUGAUUGCCUCAGCUCCUCCACUGUUCGGAUGGAGCAGAUAUAUCCCAGAAGGCAUGCAGUGCUCCUGUGGUCCAGACUGGUACACCACAAACAACAAAUACAACAAUGAAUCCUACGUGAUGUUUCUUUUCUGCUUCUGCUUUGCUGUUCCCUUGGCCACCAUUAUCUUCUGUUAUGCUCAGCUGCUCAUCACACUGAAAAUGGCAGCGAAGGCCCAAGCUGAAUCUGCCUCCACCCAGAAGGCAGAGCGGGAGGUGACCAGGAUGGUGGUCGUCAUGGUGCUGGGCUUCCUGGUGUGCUGGUUGCCUUACACCACCUUUGCUCUUUGGGUCGUCAACAAUCGCGGGCAGCCUUUUGACCUGAGAUUUGCUUCUAUACCAGCUGUCUUUUCCAAGUCUUCUACAGUCUACAACCCAAUCAUCUAUGUUCUCCUCAACAAACAGUUCCGCUCAUGUAUGAUGAAAAUGCUGGGGAUGGGUGGAGGUGAGGAUGAAGAGUCGUCGACACAGUCAGUGACUGAAGUCUCCAAAGUUGGACCUGCUUAGACUGAGCAUCAAGACUGUUGACCUCUCUGCCACUGACUCUUGUGAAUUGUAAAUAACAGUAUAUGUAUGUGUGUUUUGUCAUAUGAAAAAAUCAGCACGUUCUUAUCCCCAGGGCGUCGGAUACGGCAGCAUCUUCAGCGGCCGUCAGUGUGUGAUUCCGAUGCACAAGGCACCCUUUAGUGUUUGUAUGAGAUGUAUCAGGCUUUCAGCUAACUCCAGUUUAAACUCAUAAGGGGAUGGGAACAGAUUUAUUUCACCCAUGAGACCACCGUUCGCGUUCUGUGUGAAACCAAAAGUCACCACUGACCCUCUUUUUAACUAUAUUACGUUAAUGAUAUACUUGUUAACUUGUUGAGUAAAUUUACACAACAAUCAUACUUAUUUUAACCCAAACCAUAGUCUUUUUUCUAAACCUAACUGAGUAGUUUUGCUGCCUAAACCGAAAAUAGUUUUCAUGACAAAACCUAUGUUUCUGUAAAAACAGAGGUUUAUUUUGAAAAGACACCAUAUAUGUAACGAGCAAAAAUGGAGACCCUGCC
Molecule: messenger RNA, 1740 nt
Organism: Epinephelus fuscoguttatus (brown-marbled grouper)
Lineage: Eukaryota; Metazoa; Chordata; Actinopteri; Perciformes; Serranidae
Product: blue-sensitive opsin-like
Exons: 5
Coding region: 146-1201 (351 amino acids)
Biological process (GO): phototransduction; G protein-coupled receptor signaling pathway; visual perception
Cellular component (GO): membrane; photoreceptor outer segment
Molecular function (GO): G protein-coupled receptor activity
Source: RefSeq, a predicted model, not a curated record